This is a messenger RNA of Lottia gigantea (owl limpet), 264 nucleotides long. RefSeq lists its product as hypothetical. NCBI's taxonomy places the organism in Eukaryota, Metazoa, Mollusca, Gastropoda, Lottiidae. Gene Ontology annotation, molecular function: RNA polymerase II cis-regulatory region sequence-specific DNA binding; DNA-binding transcription factor activity, RNA polymerase II-specific. Gene Ontology annotation, biological process: cell differentiation; regulation of transcription by RNA polymerase II. The record is from RefSeq and is a predicted model, not a curated record. The transcript has 2 exons. Gene Ontology annotation, cellular component: nucleus. The annotation marks the transcript as partial.
CAAAGACGAAAAAGACGUGUCCUAUUUUCUCAGGCGCAAGUAUACGAACUUGAAAGACGCUUUAAACAACAAAAAUAUUUAUCCGCGCCUGAAAGAGAACAUUUGUCCAGCAUGAUAAAUUUGACCCCGACUCAGGUCAAAAUAUGGUUCCAAAAUCAUCGAUACAAACACAAGAGAAUGUCCAAAGACAAGGAAAACGGAAGUUCGAAUCCCUCACCACGAAGAGUUGCGGUCCCUGUUUUAGUAAAAGAUGGUAAACCAUGC